UUUCGUCACUGCUUAUCUCGAGCUCGGAGCAAAAAUGAAGCUCGUCGCCUUGAAGUUGUUCGCGUCAAUAAUAAAGAAACCCUACCGAUACAGGUUACCUGUAGCGACGAUACCGGAGCGAGUGUUCGCGAGCAUACAUUCGCACAAUGAUCAAGUGAACGGGAAUUUGUAAAGUCGUGCUCGUUCGAACGCUGUCAGAGAGAAAUCAAGACUUCAGGGAAUGUAACGAAUCCGAUAAUGCUAAUACGAAGAAUCUGGUCGUUCCUCCGGGGAGUACGAUGAAUUCGAAGUGACAACGACGUGUCCGUGCGUCCGUAGACAUUUCUUUUCGAUUGCCAACUUUUUCAUACCGUUUGGUUGACUUUACCAGGAAUUUUCGAGUCUCCCUACAAUCGGUUCGAUCCCCGAUGAGAAAGUAGCCAGAAUCCUUUUUGCCCGUCGCGAAUCCAACGAAAUUCAAGAUCCAAGGGAAAACGAGCGAAAUGGAACGGUGGAAGGCCACCGUGUAUGUGCCUUGUAUAUAGACGGCUGGCGGUAGAAGCGCAGGCGCAACUUUCGGUGAGCGGUGAGUCGUCGGCAUUGAGAAACGAACACAGUGCGCGAGAGACCGAGCUCCGACGACGCUCGCGUCGAUCGAACGACGAUCGACGAUCGAUCGAUAGUGAGCGUGUGCUCGUGUCCGUGUGCGUUGGACAAAUGUACGCGCGCGUGUGCGUGCUCGUCAAGUGUGUCUGUGAUAAUUGUCCUCCGUGCGUAAAAUCGUAACCGCAAAGGUGGUAAUUGACCCCGUUCCCUGAAAAUUUCGACCGCGCCAAUUCAUCGCCUUUUCCCAGCGCCCGUGCGUGCAGUUUUUUCUCCGCUGCCAGCCAGGAUAUUCUUCGGACUACGUAUAAUAAAAUCGCUCGCAAAAAGUUGUUGUGCACCUGUGAAACAGGCUAAUUUCAGUGCACGUGCGUCUCAAGGAAGCGUCGAAGAUACGUACAUAUUAUUAAAUACACGUGUACGCAAACGUGUAUGCAUGAAUUUACGUACAUUGGAGAGUCGCGAAGCGCCUUCGUUUGAGUUAUACAUUGAAUUCCCUCGGUGGUGAAAGGUUGGAUACGUUAUGAUCCAUUCUUGUUAUAUUCAUCGCUCUUAUUUCCUAUUUAUGCUUCGAUCUGUUGAACUUCAACCAAUUCGUGCUGUAUUUAACGUGUUAAUUUGUGUUGGAAUUGCUAAAUUUAUUGCUCAUUCCGGGGGCUAAUUCGAGUGCGAGUAUCGAGGGUACGAAAACAAGGAAUCUCGUAGUUUAGUGCCUGAGAUAGCGAAUGAUAUAGAGUCGAGAAUCAUUUUCAUAACAACACAACCAUGGGAAAUCAUCCGUCCGCCCACCAACCGCUCGAAAGAGCCACGAGUUACAGCGGCAACGCGCUUCGGCUAUCGAAGCGCGAAAAAUCGCCGGGUAAAAGAAUGGAUCGAUUGAGGAGAAGCUUCCGGGACAGCUUCCGAAGACGAAAAGAUCCACACGUGCCAGAAUCAAGCAAACCGCAUCAAUGGCAGGCCGACGAGAGUGCAGUACGUUCGGCGACUUGCGCGUUUCACGUAAAAUAUCUGGGCUGUGUGGAAGUUUUCGAAUCGAGGGGGAUGCAGGUAUGCGAGGAAGCCCUCAAAGUUCUCAGGAACUCGAGACGGAGACCGGUUCGAGCGAUACUUCACGUAUCUGGAGACGGGCUUCGUGUCGUCGAGGACGAGACCAAAGGUCUCAUAGUCGAUCAGACAAUUGAGAAAGUCUCGUUUUGCGCACCUGACAGAAACCACGAAAAAGGAUUCAGCUACAUAUGUCGUGAUGGUACCACCAGACGAUGGAUGUGCCAUGGUUUUCUUGCCCUUAAAGAAUCGGGGGAGAGACUGAGUCAUGCGGUUGGGUGUGCAUUCGCCGCGUGUCUCGAGCGAAAGCAGCGGAGGGACAAAGAGUGCGGUGUGACGAUGACCUUCGAUGCAAAAACGUCGACUUUCACGAGAAGCGGAAGCUUCAGGCAGCCCAGUUUAACGGAAAGAUUGCAGGACACGCGGGAACGCUCAGUCGAUGCACCACCGGUCAAACAGGUAUUCAAUCCCUUUGCGAUUGAGAGACCACACGCGACACCGUCGAUGCUAGAACGCCAGGGCUCCUUCCGUGGCUUCAAUCAACUGAACCAAGCGUCACCGUUCAAGAGACAAUUGAGUUUACGUGUCAGUGAUCUCCCGAGUAAUCUGGAACGGACGCGUAGCCAUAGCCUCGAACCCACUGAUCUUGCGAGGAUACCGCAGAGCCAUCCUCACAUAAUGCCCCUCAAGCCACCUGUAUUCGAUGGAUAUGACGAAGUGAGUCCAAUACCGGAAAUUUCGCCCAGUGGACAAGACAGCGUGGCAGCAAUGUGCCAACAACUGUCCCAAGGUCUCUCACUUCUCUCCAGUAGCGACGAUUAUGGACCACUACCAUCCCAGACAACGGUCUCUAAACAAUUAUUUCCUGCACGAUCGACCCCACCAGUAACAACUAGCAAUUCGAUGGAUGACAUGCGACUGCAAAAUGGCUCGGCGAUGAACAAUAUUAUAAACAACAAUAACAUAAACAACAACAAUGACGAAAGAACGGCGACAACGAACGUAAAUCGCAUGGAGAUGAGUUGGCACGAAUCAUCGUCGACCAUUUCCCUGACAACUUCGAAUCAAAGGCUGACGCCCAUCCUCAAUAGCAGCGGCAAUUUAAGCUCCGCAUCGGCAACGCAAAGUGAUACGCAUAACUCCUCAGGGAUCAAUCCCACUUCGUCGACGAGUCAACCGAAUCGCCUCGGUGCAUUGCGAACGUCUCCUGCUGCGAGUCCGUCCUUCAGUAGCCCUUUAUCCUCCUCGUUUGGAAGUUCUGUUGCAUCGACUGUCAACAAAUCACCCAUACCGAUGAAUAGCGUAACGUCGAUAGCGAGCUCGACGAACAUAAGUGCUACAGAGUCUUUGCCAAAGACCAUUACGAGUGUUGUUGGUCAAAUGGAACCUUUAGUAGCUCAUUCCGAUAUUGAGAAAGUCGAAACGAUGGGAUCGUCGGUGCAAGCUCCAGGAGAAUUGCCAAAACCUGAGCAAUGGUUGGGUAGUGUAACGGGUUCGGUACCAACGUCAGUACAGAUGGUAGCUCCGGUGCAACAAGUGGCACCGCGUCGAGCCCCGCCCCUUCACGCUCGUGCCCUAUCAUUGGGUUCGGCGGCCAUGGGAAAUGCGUUACGAGGAGGAAUCUCUGACCCUUUUGAUGCCGAAUGGGCAGAAAUAGCUGCGCGGAAUUUGCGCCAAGCGAACGCAACGACGAAUCCAUUUAUCCUACCGAACACAACUCAAGCUUUUCAGGUGCAACUCUAGCGUUGUGAGUUUGCAAAUAGUAUAACUCAAUAUUAUCGCAACAACACAUAAUGAUGGCUGAUGCUUUGCGAGCCCAGAAUGAUCGAUGAAAUUCAAGAUCGAAAGUACUGUACUUAAAAAAUGACAAAGAAACUGACUAAGUAAAUAUGCAUAUGACAACAAAGUCGAUAAAAAUAAUUCCAAUGAAGUAAUAAAAACUAAAAAUCUAAUUAAGAAAAAUAUAUUUAAAAGGUUAGUCCAACGCUGGAAAUAAACGAUUGCGUGCGUUCCAACGUCGUAUGGUUCUAUUUAAAAGAAACUAUAAUAACUGUUGAUUGGAGCCUCGCUGACUAUUGCUUCAGCGAGGGGUUAUUGCCGCAUAAAGUUUUACUGAUUUUCCUCCGUUGUGAUAACAUAUAGUUGAAUCGCGUAUAUAGUAGAGGAAAGGAAGCUAAUUUGGAAUAUAAAAAAACGUGUAUAAUGCUAUCCCAAAUUAGCUGCACUUACUCUGAGCAUAUAGAUCGAGUGACAAACUUACAUAACCGUAACUCGACCAUGCACCGUAGCAUUAUGGCGAUUGCUGAAUCAUUUUAGUAUUUUUCUCAGUCGGCUCGUUCAGAAGAAUUCGAUUAACGCACAAGAAUUAUCAUUUUAAUAGCAAUCUAUUUUUAUUGCCACAGAAAUGUUUAAAUUUCUAGUGAUAGAGUAUAUUUGGGUUUCAAGUAAAUGUUUGUGACUAAUUGUUGAACUGGAUUGUUCCCGUCCGAGUGACGGUCGAAAAAUGUGCAUUUGUUUAUUUUUUUUUUCCGGUAGUGUAGAAUAAGAGUUAUUUGAGUCUACAUUUGAAACCCAAUAGAAUUAUUGUUGCGAAAAUCCACGAUUUGUUCUAUUAUUGAAAAUAAAUAAAAUGCAUUGAUAAAAAAAAAUGAGAAAAAACCGUGAAAAAAAAAAAAACACUUUCUUCCAGUUACUGUUCCUUUGAUCGGACUUCGUGGGGGGAAUACUUAUUAUAACGCAAUCGUUGAAUCGCUCAAAAAGUAAAGUUUCGCUGUAAGAUCGACCCUAGACUCUUAGACUCCAGUAAUUCUGCAAUUUCUUUUUCGUAGAUAAAGUGGAAGUCGAAACGUGCAAAAUAGAUGCUAAUCCAACGAGUCCGCCGAUGAAGAGCGUAAAUAACAGAACUUGUUACUAAUGUAGUAUAAAGAGUUGAUUAUUAAAAAUGGGAAAAAUACCAGGUCGUAAUCAAUGUUCUCACGCAAUGGCCACGCUUCCCGUGACAUGCUCUUUCCAUAUAUUAUAUUAUAUCAGAUUAAGAAAAUUCUAAUCAGCUCGUACUUGAAGAAAAAAAGAAUUUUCAUCGCGUCGCCAUUCUAAAGAAUCUUGAGAGUACGGAUCAGUCUCCCAACCUCGUUACGAUCUCUCACAGAUGAAAUUUUCCGACGCGGCUCGAUUGAUUAUUAAAAAUCUCCGCUGGCCCACGCAGAAUGGUCCUGAACAAUGUCACUUUUGAAAGUCGCUGCUUUCUCGCAUUCAACGGUGGCGGGAUACCGACUGACCCAUACUCCGGAGGUGAUCUAUUGGUAUAGCGGUCCGAAUAGUAUAUAUGCACAAGGUUUUCUGGAACACGCUCGAUACCAAGAGGAAAACGAGACUCUCACGUUGUUCUGUCAUUGGGCGAGAACAACUUGCAACGUUUUUUUUUUCUCUUAGCACUGAGCGUGUUCGAAUGAACCGAGCAUCUGCUUCUUCGUUAUCUUGCUCGCACUCACCUUACUGAUGGAUCACCUUAAAGCUAGUUAGUACGAUAUACGCACAUUGUAGAAAAGUAAGAACCGGAAAUGAAGUUGAAUAAAAAAUCGAAUAAUUUAUGCGUUUUCGUUGACGCGGUGUUCCUUGGGGAAAAAAAAGAAGAAAAAUACAAAAUUGAACUAUUAAAAAUGAUGAUGCGAUCGCGAAAACUUAAUAUAUUUAACAUAUACGUGUCUAUAGUUAUAUAUGUGUACAUACAUGCAUUUUUGUGUAUAUAUUCGGAUGAUGAAAAAAAUGAACUUUUUUUUGGUGCUGCAAUUGAAUAUGUACCAAAAGUAUUUAUCAGUGUCAAAGAUACAACGUUGAAAUGUGAAAUUUUCAUGUACUCUCGACGAAUACCACUUGACGAUAUUUCUUAACUUUUUUAUUGGUGGCAAGAGAGUAAAUGUUUGCGAAAGUUUCUUUCGGGUUGACACACUCGAUAAGAAAAACGGUUCCCUUAAAAAUUGCAAAUCUCAUUAUUUGAAAUCUUUGCUCCGCUCGAAUAAUCGCUUUUUUUAAAAAAACUUUAAAAAUUUUUUCAUGAAGCGUAUUUAGUUGCAACACCAAAGAGUUGAAGAACCAGUUAUUUUAACGAUCAUUCUAAUGUGUACGUACUAAUGUGUACAUGCGUAGCAUUGUCCAGAGAACAGUUAAAAGAUAAAAUUGACGUUAUAGAUUGAGAAGAAUGUAGAAAAUGAAUAUAACGAGUGAGCAUCUCCAUGUGCUGCACGAAAUUGUCCAACGUGUAUCCAGACCAUAUUACCUGAUUAUUAUUAAUUACAGGGUGAUAAAAAAAUCACCCGAGAAUCUAGCAUCGGAUAUAAAAAAUGACACAAGUUAUCCAAGCACGAAUGUUGACCUGGCAUCGCGACUUAGUGCGAUAAGAGAAGGCAACAAGAGACACAAAACGUAGCAUAAAAUAUGUGCAGGUCCAAAUUCACCAUAAGCUUCUUGCAAGCACCUUUGGGUUUCGGAAAUUACUAAUAUCCAAGUCAUUAUAUAUAUAUAUAUAUAUUAAAAUACUCAAACCAUUUGUUCGUAAGGGUCUUUUGAAAUUGGUAAAUCGUCAGGAUAUAUUAAAAGUCGAGCACAUAAGAGUGCGACAGGGUUUAAGGGGUCGUGCCAGCUUUUUUAGGCUCGGCGUUAGCCGCUACCGCGGCUUUUCAUAUUCGUCGCAUGUGCUAUUAUAUAAAUAUGUAUAUUGAUAUGUACCAAUUAUUCAGAUGAUUCCUUGCUCCUAAAUUUCGAAUACCGAGAAAAAAGUAGAAAGAAAAAAAACCCAAAACAGACGACGUGCCGUAUUUUCGAGUUGAAAACAUUGCGUGCUUGUGGUUAUGUGCCACGCAGAAUUAAGUCCACUUGUACAAUUAAUAAACGCUGGCAGCACUAUGAUUUUCGACUAGUUAUGCAAACUUCCACACAAUCGAAAAUCUUAAUAUAACGUAUAAAACAGAAAUUGCAUCCCGACUUUAUGCAGUUAAAAAUCCUACGAGACCAUAUUCACAGAUAGAUUAGAGCAUAGCAGAUGGAACGAAGCAAAAUAUAGAGCAAAUUCUCAAAAAAUAUAAAUAUUAAAAAAACGACAGAAAUCAAUCCUUUGAGGAAGUUAAAAGAUGCGUGUUCACCAUGUCUUCAAAAAUUGGUCGUUGGUUUACAGCCGAGCUCAAAUUGUUGAAUAAAUGAGUAUGUUUUGUUUUUUCAAUUUUCGAAAUACCAAUAAUUUGUAACCUUGACGAUAUUCUUGCCAGAAAAGUGCUCACUCGAAAUUCACUCGCUCGACAGUUUAUUCUGUCAAGCAAUUUCUUUAUUCAAUUUUUUAUUAUUUUCCUUUGAUUGACUCAUUUUAAGUAAUUGAUUUUUUUGGCAUUCUAUAAGAAAUUACAUCUCUUCAAAAUGAUUGCGACAAAGCUAAUUGAGAGUCGUGGCAUUGACUCGAGGUAAGUCCGGCACAUGUGCUACGUGCAAGUCCCUACAGUGGUUUUUACUCGAUACAGAAAGAGAUUCAAUAGGAAAAAUUUGAAUGGAAGAUUCUUCCGCAUUGAAUUUUUCUCUGUAUCAGAAUUUUCUAUGCUUUAUUCUGAUUCGUACUGUGUAAAAAAAAUUGUACUUUUUAUUAAUUGGAAGAUUUUUUGUUAAUGGCUUCGAAUAUAUUUGACUAUUAAUAUUAUAAUAGUUUUUAUUUAUUUGAUGACUUUGUAAAGUCGAGACUUAAUUUUAAAAAAUGAAAACCUUCUGUACCUACACACAAUUUUCACGAUAUCGCUCGUUUUAAUAUUGCGUAAUAAAAUUUAAAAGAUGGCUAUUGUACGAUCAGCUCUUCUCAGGGUUGUCAGCAAUGCAUCGUCGUUUUCAUGACUCGAUA
Molecule: messenger RNA, 7501 nt
Organism: Venturia canescens
Lineage: Eukaryota; Metazoa; Arthropoda; Insecta; Hymenoptera; Ichneumonidae
Gene: numb
Product: NUMB endocytic adaptor protein
Exons: 10
Coding region: 1348-3369 (673 amino acids)
Cellular component (GO): cytoplasm
Source: RefSeq, a predicted model, not a curated record